AUGGGUGACACACUCAUGGCCGAAUUCGGGGCCGCGGCUCCUUACCUCCGCAAGUCGGACAAGGAACGUCUCGAAGCCCAGACUCGGCCCUUCGACAGCCGGAACGAGUGUUUCGUGCCCGACGAGAAAGAGGAAUUUGUUAAGGCCAAAGUGAUAAGCCGAGAAGGAGCCAUGGUCACCGUGCAGACGGAGAAUGGCAAGACCAUGACAGUGAGGGAGGCCGACUUCCACCAGCAGAACCCACCCAAAUUCGACAAGAUCGAGGACAUGGCCAUGCUGACUUUUCUGCACGAACCAGCCGUGCUCUUCAACCUGAAGGAGCGCUACGCCUCCUGGAUGAUCUAUACGUAUUCCGGCCUCUUUUGCGUGACGGUCAACCCAUACAAAUGGCUCCCCGUCUACAACGCUGAAGUGGUGGCUGCCUACAGGGGGAAAAAAAGGAGCGAAGCCCCUCCCCAUAUUUUCUCAAUCUCCGACAACGCGUAUCAAUACAUGUUGACAGAUCGAGAAAACCAAUCUAUCCUCAUCACUGGAGAAUCUGGCGCAGGGAAAACGGUCAACACUAAACGAGUCAUCCAAUACUUCGCCAGCAUCGCUGCCAUUGGGGACCGCAAAAAAGAAGUCACCAACUCCCCCAAGGGGACGUUGGAAGAUCAAAUUAUCCAGGCCAACCCUGCCUUAGAAGCCUUCGGCAACGCCAAAACUUUGAGGAACGACAAUUCUUCUCGUUUUGGUAAAUUCAUCCGAAUUCAUUUUGGGGCAACAGGCAAGUUGGCCUCCGCUGAUAUCGAGACGUAUCUCUUAGAGAAGUCUCGGGUGAUUUUUCAGCUGAAAUCUGAGAGGAAUUACCACAUCUUCUAUCAGAUUUUGUCCAACAAGAAGCCGGAACUUCUGGAUCUCCUGUUGGUCACCAACAACCCUUACGACUACCACUACGUCUCCCAAGGAGAAGUAACAGUGGCCUCCAUUGAUGACUCUGAAGAGCUAAUGGCUACCGAUAGUGCCUUUGACGUCCUGGGCUUCACCCCUGAGGAAAAAGUGGGUGUCUACAAGCUGACGGGGGCCAUCAUGCACUACGGGAACAUGAAGUUCAAGCAGAAGCAGCGAGAAGAACAGGCUGAGCCUGAUGGGACUGAGGAUGCUGAUAAAUCUGCUUAUUUGAUGGGUCUCAACUCGGCCGACUUAGUCAAGGGGCUGUGUCACCCCCGAGUGAAGGUCGGCAACGAAUACGUCACCAAAGGGCAAAAUGUCCAACAGGUGUAUUAUUCCAUCGGGGCCCUGGCCAAGUCCGUAUAUGAGAAAAUGUUCAGCUGGAUGGUAGUCAGAAUCAACAACUCUUUGGAGACCAAGCAACCUCGGCAGUAUUUCAUCGGUGUGCUGGACAUUGCUGGAUUUGAGAUUUUUGACUUCAACAGCUUCGAGCAGCUCUGCAUCAACUUCACCAAUGAGAAGCUGCAGCAGUUCUUUAACCAUCACAUGUUUGUGCUGGAACAAGAGGAGUACAAGAAGGAGGGCAUCGAAUGGGUGUUCAUUGACUUCGGCAUGGACCUCCAGGCCUGCAUUGACCUCAUUGAGAAGCCUCUGGGCAUCAUGUCCAUCCUGGAAGAAGAAUGCAUGUUCCCCAAGGCCACCGACAUGACCUUCAAGGCCAAGCUCUACGACAACCACCUGGGCAAAUCGGCCAACUUCGGCAAAGCCCGCAACACCAAGGGGAAACCGGAGGCUCAUUUUGCCCUGGUACACUACGCUGGCACCGUGGACUACAACAUCAACGGGUGGUUGGAGAAGAAUAAGGACCCCCUCAAUGAGACCGUGGUGGCCCUCUUCCAGAAGUCGGCCUUGAAGCUCUUGGCCACGCUGUUCUCCAGCUACGCUGGCAGUGAGGCGGGCGGAGAUGGCGGGAAGGGCAAAGGAUCCAAGAAGAAAGGCUCCUCCUUCCAGACCGUCUCAGCACUUCACCGGGAGAACCUCAACAAGUUGAUGGCCAACCUCAAGACCACCCACCCUCAUUUCGUGCGGUGCCUCAUCCCCAACGAGCGAAAGGCCCCCGGUGUGAUGGACAACCCCUUGGUCAUGCACCAGUUACGUUGCAACGGCGUUCUGGAGGGAAUACGGAUCUGCCGGAAAGGAUUCCCCAACCGGAUCCUCUACGGGGAUUUCAGGCAAAGGUACCGGAUCCUAAACCCAGCAGCCAUUCCGGAGGGUCAGUUCAUCGACAGCCGGAAGGGGGCUGAGAAACUUCUAAGCUCGCUGGACAUUGACCACAACCAGUACAAAUUUGGACACACCAAGGUGUUUUUCAAGGCAGGGCUCCUGGGUCAACUGGAGGAGCUGCGUGAUGAACGGCUGUCCAGGAUUAUCACCCGCAUCCAAGCCCGGGCGAGGGGCCAACUCAUGCGCAUUGAGUUCCGGAAGAUCAUGGAGCGGAGGGAUGCUUUGCUCAUUAUCCAGUACAACAUCCGAGCUUUUAUGGGGGUAAAAAACUGGCCUUGGAUGAAGCUGUUCUUCAAGAUCAAACCUUUGCUGAAGAGCGCGGAAACUGAGAAAGAAAUGCAGACGAUGAAAGAGGAAUUCGGGAGGUUGAAGGAAGCUCUGGAGAAGUCAGAAACCCGGAGAAAAGAGCUGGAGGAGAAGAUGGUUUCAUUGCUCCAGGAGAAGAAUGACCUCCAGUUGCAAGUCCAAGCUGAACAAGACAAUCUGAACGACGCGGAGGAACGUUGCGACCAGCUGAUCAAGAACAAGAUCCAGUUGGAAGCCAAGGUGAAAGAGAUGACCGAAAGGAUAGAAGACGAAGAGGAGAUGAACGCCGAACUGACUGCCAAGAAGCGGAAGCUGGAAGAUGAAUGUUCGGAACUCAAGAAAGAUAUUGAUGACUUGGAGUUGACUUUGGCCAAGGUGGAGAAGGAGAAGCAUGCCACGGAGAACAAGGUGAAAAACCUGACCGAAGAAAUGGCCGGUCUGGAUGAGAUCAUCGCCAAACUGACCAAGGAGAAGAAAUCCCUCCAGGAGGCCCACCAACAAGCGUUGGACGACUUCCAGGUUGAAGAAGACAAAGUCAACAGCCUGAGCAAAGCCAAGAUGAAGCUGGAACAACAAGUGGACGAUCUGGAAGGUUCUCUGGAACAGGAGAGGAAAAUCCGGAUGGAUCUCGAACGGUCCAAAAGAAAACUUGAAGGAGACUUAAAGUUGGCACAGGAGAACAUCAUGGACUUGGAGAACGACAAACAACAGCUGGAAGAGAAAAUUAAAAAGAAAGAGUUUGAUAUCAACCAGCAGAACAGCAGGAUUGAAGACGAACAAGCUCUGGCCUCACAGCUGCAGAAGAAACUCAAGGAGCUCCAGGCACGGAUCGAGGAGCUGGAAGAGGAGAUGGAGGCGGAACGCGCGGCUCGUGCCAAGGUGGAGAAACAGCGCUCGGACCUUUCACGAGAACUGGAAGAGAUCAGCGAGCGCCUGGAGGAGGCCGGAGGAGCCAACUCGGUGCAGAUCGAGCUGAACAAGAAGCGCGAGGCCGAGUUCCAGAAGAUGCGACGCGACUUGGAAGAGGCCACGCUGCAGCACGAGGCCACGGCGGCCACCUUGCGCAAGAAGCACGCGGAUUCCGUGGCGGAGCUGGGCGAGCAGAUCGACAACCUGCAGCGGGUGAAACAGAAGCUGGAGAAGGAGAAGAGCGAGCUGAAGCUAGAACUCGACGACGUGGCCUCCAAUAUGGAGCAGAUUCUGAAGGCCAAGGCAAAUUUGGAGAAGAUGUGCCGUACCAUCGAGGACCAGUCUACAGAUCACCGCGCCAAGUUGGAGGAGACUCAACGGAUCCUGAAUGACACAAACACCCAGCGAGCGAAACUGCUCACCGAAAAUGGAGAACUCGCCCGACAGCUUGAAGAGAAAGAGGCCCUUGUUUCCCAGCUGACCCGCGGGAAACAAUCCUACACGCAACAGAUGGAGGAUCUCAAGAGACAACUGGAAGAGGAGACCAAGGCCAAAAAUGCUCUAGCGCACGCUUUGCAGUCGUCCCGCCACGACUGCGACCUUCUGAGGGAACAGUAUGAGGAAGAGAUGGAGGCCAAAGCUGAGCUCCAGCGUGUCCUCUCCAAGGCCAACUCGGAGGUGGCCCAGUGGAGAACCAAGUAUGAAACGGACGCCAUCCAGAGAACGGAGGAGCUGGAGGACGCCAAGAAGAAGCUGGCCCAGCGGCUGCAGGAGGCGGAGGAAGCCGUGGAGGCGGUGAACGCCAAGUGUUCAUCGCUGGAAAAGACCAAACACCGCCUGCAGAACGAGAUUGAAGAUCUGAUGGUGGAUGUGGAGCGCUCGAACGCGGCUGCAGCUGCCCUGGACAAGAAGCAAAGGAACUUCGAUAAGAUCCUCUCCGAAUGGAAGCAGAAGAACGAAGAAUCUCAGGCAGAACUAGAGGCGUCCCAGAAAGAGUCCCGUUCCCUCAGCACCGAGCUCUUCAAGCUAAAGAACGCCUAUGAGGAGUCCCUGGAACUCCUGGAGACCUUAAGAAGAGAGAACAAGAACUUGCAAGAGGAGAUUUCGGAUCUCACCGAACAGCUGAGCCAAGGGGCCAAAAGUAUGCAUGAGCUGGAAAAAGUGAGGAAGCAGCUGGAGUCUGAAAAAGUGGACUUACAGGCCGCUCUGGAGGAGGCAGAGGCCUCUCUGGAACACGAGGAAGGCAAGAUCCUCCGAGCUCAGCUGGAGUUCAACCAGAUCAAGGCCGAAAUCGAACGCAAGCUGACCGAGAAGGAUGAGGAGAUGGAGCAGGCCAAGCGGAAUCACCUGAGGAUGGUGGAUUCGCUCCAAGCUUCUCUGGAUGCCGAGACCCGCAGCCGCAACGAGGCCCUGAGGAUCAAGAAGAAGAUGGAGGGCGACCUCAACGACAUGGAGAUCCAGCUCAGCCAAGCGAAUCGGGUGGCCGCUGAAGUUCAGAAGCACCUCAAGAUCGCUCAUGCCCACCUCAAGGACAAUCAGAUCCAGCUGGAUGAUGCCCUUCGAGCCAACGAGGACCUGAAGGAGAACAUCGCCAUCGUGGAACGGCGGAAUACGCUGCUGCAGGCUGAGCUGGAAGAGCUACGUAGUGUAUUGGAGCAGACAGAGCGUGGGCGGAAACUGGCAGAACAGGAACUGACGGAGGCCAGUGAGAGAGUCCAGCUCCUCCAUUCGCAGAACACCAGCCUCAUCAAUCAAAAGAAGAAGAUGGAGGUUGACCUGACCCAGCUUCAAUCAGAAGUGGAAGAAGCUGUGCAGGAGUGCAGGAACGCUGAGGAGAAGGCCAAGAAAGCUAUCACAGAUGCGGCCAUGAUGGCGGAGGAGCUGAAGAAGGAGCAGGACACCAGCGCCCACCUGGAGAGGAUGAAGAAGAACAUGGAGCAGACCAUCAAGGACCUCCAAAUGCGUCUGGACGAAGCGGAGCAGCUGGCCCUCAAGGGCGGCAAGAAGCAGCUUCAGAAACUGGAGGCCCGAGUGCGAGAGCUGGAGAACGAGCUGGAAGGGGAGCAGAAACGCAGCGCAGAGAACGUCAAAGGGAUGCGCAAGUUUGAGAGACGCGUCAAGGAGCUCACCUACCAGACCGAAGAGGACAAGAAAAAUCUGCUGAGACUUCAAGACCUGGUAGACAAAUUGCAGACCAAAGUGAAGGCUUACAAGAGACAAGCUGAAGAAGCGGAGGAGCAGGCGAACACCAACCUGGCCAAAUUCCGGAAGGUCCAGCAUGAGUUGGACGAAGCCGAGGAGAGGGCGGACAUCGCAGAGUCCCAGAUCAACAAGCUGAAGGCCAAAAGUCGUGACGUGGGAGGAAAGGUGAGUUCUUAUUUUGGGAGCUCAGAAGGGGAACGACAGGACUGGCAAAUGCUUGAAAACAGGCUCUUUCUGGGCCUUAUUUGGGUUUUGACAAACUUCUCGAUGAAGAGUGAGGAUGCCAGGAAAAACUCAUUUUAG
Pseudonaja textilis is the source of this 5934-nucleotide messenger RNA. The record is from RefSeq and is a predicted model, not a curated record. NCBI's taxonomy places the organism in Eukaryota, Metazoa, Chordata, Lepidosauria, Squamata, Elapidae.